GUUAUUUGGAUUGUCGACAGAUCAUCAGCAAAUUCAACUACUACUUCUCUACGCACUUCAAAUCCCGCAGGCUCAGCUCAGCUUGGUCAAUUCAUCAGUUCAUUAGUCUCCGCUGAACUGUUGCACCUUGAACUCGACCGUUCAUUUACACACGCCUUCAACCCCGCCCUCACAUAGAGCAAAUUGAGCCUAUCACCCGUCACCAUGUCGGAUCCUACAUACACAAUCUACAGCUAUUUCCGCUCUUCUUGCUCUGCCCGACUCCGAAUGGUGUUGAACCUCAAGGGCAUAGAGUAUGAGCUAAUACCAGUCAACCUCCUCAAAAACGAGCACCUCACCAGCGAGCACAAGGCGCGCAACCCAACAGCUACUGUGCCUUUACUCAUUCGCACUGCGGGUGAUGGGAGUGUCUUCAAAAUCGGCCAAUCGGUGGCCGCUAUCGAAUUCUUGGAGGAAACACACCCCCAAGGCCAUCACAUCUUGCCGCCCGCAUCGAAUCCUGAAGCGAGGGCAGCCACACGUGCUCUGGCUGGCAUCAUCGCCUGCGAUCUGCAGCCAGUCACAAACAUGAAGAUCAUGAAGCGGCUUAGGGCAAUGGGGGCCAACGCAGAGCAAUGGAACAAGGAGAUUAUGACGGAAAUCCUCGAGGCCUAUGAAAGCGCUGUCAAGGAUUGGGCCGGCGAGUACUCUGUGGGCGAUGAGAUAACCUUGGCAGAUGUUUGUCUGCUGCCGGCUGUGUGGAAUGCUCAGAGAUACGGCGUUGAUCUCGACCAAUUCCCAAUCAUUACCAGGAUUAGCGAAAAGCUAGGACAGCAUCCGGCUAUCAUUAAGGCGCAUUGGCAGAAUCAGCCUGAUACCCCCGAGGAGUUGCGAGCAAAAUGAUUCCCACAAAACGGGCCAUUGUUUGCUUCUGCCUUCUCGUCUGGGUGGCAUCUCCGGUUUAGAAGGCAUCGAGUCGGGUUGAAUGAAAUGCCGGCGGUGGUAUAGAACUGCAGUUGACUUCAGGGUUUCCGGCGCACUCGAGAGAUAUACCCAUGUGUGGUUUGCUGGUCGAUGUAACCCGCCCACGCGAUAUUCAGAUUAACAAGAUGGGGUAGAGUAGUUUACUUGUAGUGUACGGAGGACUGAAUAGAUAUUCCCGAGCUGAAAAUGACGCCGGACGGAAACUUUCUUUCGACCGCUGUUACAAUGAAAUGGAUAAUACCAAUAUGUAACGCACGUGGGCAUUUGCCGCCAUGUCACCCUAGUAUCUGAC
Trichoderma harzianum CBS 226.95 is the source of this 1255-nucleotide messenger RNA. RefSeq lists its product as hypothetical. NCBI's taxonomy places the organism in Eukaryota, Fungi, Ascomycota, Sordariomycetes, Hypocreales, Hypocreaceae. Gene Ontology annotation, cellular component: mitochondrion; cytoplasm. Gene Ontology annotation, molecular function: glutathione transferase activity; maleylacetoacetate isomerase activity. The transcript has a single exon. Gene Ontology annotation, biological process: glutathione metabolic process; L-phenylalanine catabolic process. The coding region runs from base 205 to 882 and encodes 225 amino acids. The record is from RefSeq and is a predicted model, not a curated record.